Molecule: messenger RNA, 1143 nt
Organism: Theileria equi strain WA
Lineage: Eukaryota; Apicomplexa; Aconoidasida; Piroplasmida; Theileriidae
Exons: 3
Coding region: 1-1143 (380 amino acids)
Source: RefSeq, a predicted model, not a curated record
AUGAUUUGCGGUAUAAAUGACAUAAAAACGCGCUCAACAUAUGCUAUUACGCUUGGAGAUGAUGAAAAUACCACAAGUAGUAUGAAUGCAAUGACAACAACGAGUGAUACUGAUUCAACAACUCUUGGAAUUGUUACGGCUCCCAGCAGCUCUACAUAUAUAGGAAGCGCACAAAAUGAUGACAGUGAAACCAGCACCGGUAGUGGUUUGAAAAGUUCUAAUGAGGAAAUUAAGUCGGAACCAACACCAGAACUUUCGUCAAGUCUACCCACUGAAAGUGAAUCUGAAGAUUCAAAAGAAUUGAAAGACUCUGGUAGAGGCAGUAAUAAAACACAGAGCGUAAUAGAUGACCACAAACCAUCAACAUCUACAGAAUUUCCAGAGUCACAUUCAGAAACAAAGCCAUUAUCAUCUGAAUCUGUUGGUAACAAAAAUUCAGAUGAUAAUGAAUCCAAAAGAGAUAUCGACAAGGGAAUUGUUAAUAAUCCGUUGAAUAAAGAUUCGGUAGAAGCCCCAAAGUCACAAACGGUAGAUGAUGUAGAAGUUAUAGAAGCUCCCGCCGAACUGAUGAAUCUUAUUUUAGGAGAUAAUGUGUCUUUAGUAGGAAAACCUGAAUUAGUACUAUCUCUGCAGAUAGAGACCCUUAACAUGGGCGACAAAAUCACAAAGCCUGUACGCAUUGAUGUUGUGGAAUCAGAUGAGAUUAAAGGCCCGUACUAUAGAAUUGCAUUACAAAACAAUGGAAAUUUAACCCAUGGAUCAUUCCUUGUCCAAAAACAUUCCGCGGAUCAAGUUAUGAGAAAUGAUGCUAUUGAGGAGGAAAAGGUUCCUUUAAACCCAUUAAUAAGACCGAAAUUGAGAAGACAUAACCCGAUAGGUUCAAAUGAAGACCAAGAAUCGGAGGACUCUUUGGAGAUUCCUACAGAAGAUCUCAAUCAUGAAAUACCGGAAUAUGGCCCCGAUACAACAGAUGAAUGUGUUGCAGAUUCGAACAUAGGGGUAACUAUGGAAUCUUGCGUUAUAGAUGAGUCUAUGUCAUCCAUAGGGUGCCCAUUGACCUUUAGGGCCUUCAGAAUGGUCUUAUGUGAUUCUAUAUCCCAUGGAGUUGGUCAGAUAGACUGUAGCUCGGACGAAAUUCUUUAA